AGUAUGCGAUGUGUUUGAGACCAUCGCGCUAUGUGAUGCGUGUUAUAGACAUCUUCAAAUGCUUCAUUGCGCCCGGCGUGUUUAAAAGCCGAACUAAAUAAAGCGACAAAAUAUUAAAAACCGUACGACGGUAGCCAAAUGGUGAUUAAAUGUGUAGUCGCGCCCAGGGUGUUACUUCUUUUCUGAAUUCUUUUCCGACGUUCAAUGUCGGUUUGAAGUGUAGGCCUAAGCAUUACAAUGUAAGACACGUCUUUUCGGCAAUGCACUAAAAAAAGACAAUCUGACUUCAUUUUACCAUUCAAGCCGUUUAUGCUGACUCCGAUUGGCUCAGUUUGGUUAUUUCUGUAAUGGUUUCCUUCCGUCCUAUUACUUAGUGUAUUGUCUAUUUACUUUUAAAUCAAUGGUUGUUUAAAACUGUUUACAUGAAAGGCGCCAUAACAUCUAGAAAGUUUUUCCUUGCGCGAAUUCCUUAUCUGACACCCCAGUGCAGGUUUUCAUUCAGAAGUGUUACCAUCUCAAGGUGAACUGCUCCGUCCAUAUAUUUUAAAUGCUGAGUAAUCCGAUGAAUUCAGGCUGCAAAGAGUUAAACUGCAAUGUAAACCUCCCCGAAGUGUCACGGUAUUAGUAAUCGGACCACCUCGGGGGACGCUUUAUAAACGCCGCAUUCCUGGGAGUCAGGGUGCUGUCUACGCGACGAGGUGCUGAAAUCGCCGCGCGAUGUGGUCUGUGUUCCUCGUGUUUCUGUCCUACUUGGACAGAAACUUUGUCAAGGGUGAACUUCUUGGACUCUACCCAUCUGCAGAUAUGCAGGGAGGUGCACAAUAUUUUAUGCUUAACAGUACAUUUUGCUCGAAGAAUUCUUACUCCCAUUCGUCUGCCGGAGUCCUAUACGUCCACCAGGUGUCCGAUGGGGUGGAGGUGGCGAGAUCGGUGCUAGACCAAGGGGGAGCACUUGUUGAGUGUUCAGUCAUUACCAGUCCAAUGGAUGUGAAGUCCUUCAUGCACGAGUGCAGACUAGGGGUCGGGAGACAGAGACAUAGAAGGCCUGAGGGAGCAAGCUGGGUGACUGCAGACGUGGUCACUGCCAAAUCCAAGUGUCAGUCUUUCCAAAGAUCCCCCAACGCCCGGAUGCGCAAUAAAAUCCUGACCAGAGAGACGGGAAAGGAUAACCCGAUUCUCCGCAGAUCCAAGCGUGGCUUUACCUAUCCCGGCACGCUGUGGUGCGGCGUAGGUAACAACGCAGACACUUACGACCAUCUAGGGGACUUCGCGGAGACGGACAAAUGCUGCAGAGAACACGACCACUGCAAGUUUGUGAUUCACCCUUUCACCUCCAAAUACGGAUACCGAAAUUUCAGGUGGCACACGGUCUGCCACUGCGAUUGUGACAAUGCGCUAAAAGAAUGUUUACGGAACGUGAAUGACACGUCAUCCAGAGUGAUCGGCCAGGCAUUUUUCAACGUAAUUGAAGUGCCCUGCUUCGAGCUCAGAUACGAAGAGCAGUGCGUGGAGCGCUUCUGGUAUGGCUGGUGCAAGACGUAUGGCAUGGUGCCAGUUGCAGAAAUCAAGGAGUCUAUCCCAUAUGACUUUGGAGGUGUGAGUGUCAUCGAUGAACUGACGAUCGCACCUUCCUGGCAAGUGAAAAACAAAACUUCCAGUGGAAAUGCGACUCCCACAGCCACAGCAAUUCCCAUCACAACCAGCACAGCCCAAACCACUACUUCAGUUUCUAUUACACGUCAACCACCUUUGGUCAACUUGGAUUUGGAUUCCAAAGUUCUAUCCAAGAUCUCCACCUCUCAGCCAGAGGUCUCUAGACCCUGCUCACAUCAGACAGAAAAAAGAAGAAACAAAAAGAAGCCACACAAAAAGAAGAACUCUAAGAAAUGCAAGAAGUUUAAGAAGCUGCCAAAGCCAUCACAAAAACUGGAGAUACUUGCAGUGACACCUGGUAGUGUUGCAGAGAUUAUAAAAUACAGCAAGUUUGGUUUUACAGAAGCCAAUGAGUGGCUCAAUGGAAAAGAAAAUUCCAAAAAGGGUGCUGAUCCAGUUGCAGCCAAUGUUUUGGAUGAAGGAACAGAACACCACCAUUUCAAUGAGGUGAUGAAUGAUGAGCCUGUUAGAGAAGCAUCAACCCCACCCCCAACUUCUUUAAAAAGCACCACAAUUGAGACUAAAACAGCUGGAGUGAAGGGGAAGGAAGACAUGAUCACUAUCAAAGCAAAGAAAGUUAGGAAGACGCAACAGAGGAAGAAAAAUGGGGGGAAGAAGAGAGAGCGGUCCAGGGGUGUUGCUCCAACCUCUUCACUUCAAUAGGCCAUGGCGGUGCAGCACACCAGAUAGAGGGAUAAAGAAGGCAUGACGUCAUGGUGCCACUCCUCCAGCUUCUUUAAUGUAGACUCUUAACACGAAGGAAUGUGGAACAGUAGACAAGGAAAGCCAUCUUAAAGCUGUUGCAGUAUGUCCAGUACUGCCAUCGUGUACCGACACCUUUCAAAACAUGAUCUCUAUGUGCCGGCAACAGCAUCCCCACAUCAAUACGGAUCACAUUUACUAACUAAAUGCUUCAUGAAGACGCUUUGGAAGGAACAUACAUUAAAUCUUGUGAUGUUUCAACAGACAGUUUUGUUUAUUUACAGAGAGAAAUGGGAAUAAAUUAUAUUUAUAUCUAAUUACA
Molecule: messenger RNA, 2677 nt
Organism: Erpetoichthys calabaricus (reedfish)
Lineage: Eukaryota; Metazoa; Chordata; Cladistia; Polypteriformes; Polypteridae
Gene: proca1
Product: protein interacting with cyclin A1
Exons: 4
Coding region: 718-2316 (532 amino acids)
Biological process (GO): arachidonate secretion; phospholipid metabolic process
Molecular function (GO): A2-type glycerophospholipase activity
Source: RefSeq, a predicted model, not a curated record